GAAGAGAAAUCAAGAUUUAAGCAGCCAUAUUAAAAUAAAAGAAUAAAAAAAAUCUUAAACUUGACAAGUUAACAAGAAAAUGGUUUAUCCUCGCAGUGAUGGUGAAUGUGUGACAGUGCUCAGUAUCGAUGGAGGUGGAGUCCAAGGGAUAGUUCCUGCAGUCUUACUCAAAUACCUCGAAACUCAGCUCAAGGAACUUGAGAAGCAAAAUGGAGGGAGUCCAAAUGAUGUAAGAAUUGCAGAUUACUUCGAUGUGGUUGGAGGAACAGGAACUGGCUCUCUUAUGGCAGCCAUGCUCACAAAACCAAGCAAGCUUCAAGCCGAACGUCCUCAAUAUGACAUGGCAGAUAUUAUUGCUUCAUUAAGAGAGAUAAGCCGCGACACUUUUUCCGAUGAGGAUGAGCAAAACAUAAUUGAAAGAACCGUAAACUUAGCUUUCGGUGCUUUUGGUUUGUUUACUUCAACAGUUAGGACUUUUCUUGAUCCAAACAAGAAAAUAUGGAGCAUAGUCGAUGAAUUCUGGGAAAGAAAUUGGGAAGCAGAUAUUUGUCCCUUUCAAGAAUUUGAUACCAAGUUAAGAAACAAGCUACAAAAUAUACGACUCGACCAGACAUUGAGCGAUGUCGUUGUUCCUGCUUUCCAUUUCGACAGCACAAGACCUGUGGUUUUCUCCACCAGUCAGGCAAAGAAACUUCGUGAACAUAAUAAUGAGGAUGUAACUCUAAGAGAUGUAGUUCUCAGCUCCUCAGCUACCCCUACAGUUUUUCCUUUCCAUUCUUUCAAAUACUGUGGCAAAUUUGCAAGGUUCGCUGAUGGCAGCGUCGUCGCUAACAAUCCUACAUUGCUUGCCUUGACAGAAGGAGCAAGACUUUAUGGAAGUGGACCAAACUACAAAAACUAUCUGGUCCUGUCUUUAGGAACUAUAAGACGAAGAGCUCCACCCAAUGACAUAUGGGCCGUCCCUUCUGUGAUCAUAGAUUAUAUUUCAAAAAGAAUUUGGAAGGGCAUAAAGGCUAGAGUUUUGCAGUAUAUGUACAUUUUAUUUGGUGACAUUAUGGAAAUGUACAUGACUCAGAUUGUCCCCAGCCAGCUGCACGAGGGCCGUCUCAAUUAUCUACGCGUCCAGGGUUUUGAACCAAAUAAUCUUGUGCCUUCAAUUGUGGAUGGAUCAACAACUGGUUUUGAGGAGUUAAAGAGAAUUGCUUUUAAAAUCCUGAAAAACCACGCCACUGUGGUUGACCCAAAUACUGGAGCUCAUGCGAAGCAGAAUUACACUAAUGAAGAAGCUUUGACAUUCUUUGCUCGACAACUACAUACUGAAAGGCAAAGGAGGCUUCUCAACAGCAACAACCACAUGUGCAAAAAUAUAUAAUAAUAAAGAUCAGACAGACAAGGACCUUCAAAUUUAUGAAUAAAUCUGUCCAUAAUCUCAUUUACUUGUAUAUAUCUGCUUGUAAUAAUGUUUGGGAUGUAUCACUAUCAUAUUAUAACAAAUAAAUAAAUGUCUGAUCAUGUUCCUUUAUAUACAUCACGCAAACAUUAUAAA
Molecule: messenger RNA, 1546 nt
Organism: Jatropha curcas
Lineage: Eukaryota; Viridiplantae; Streptophyta; Magnoliopsida; Malpighiales; Euphorbiaceae
Product: patatin-like protein 2
Biological process (GO): lipid metabolic process
Molecular function (GO): glycerophospholipase activity; monoacylglycerol lipase activity
Source: RefSeq, a predicted model, not a curated record